Molecule: messenger RNA, 3498 nt
Organism: Corvus hawaiiensis (hawaiian crow)
Lineage: Eukaryota; Metazoa; Chordata; Aves; Passeriformes; Corvidae
Gene: PARP10
Product: poly(ADP-ribose) polymerase family member 10
Exons: 10
Coding region: 64-3246 (1060 amino acids)
Biological process (GO): negative regulation of gene expression
Cellular component (GO): nucleus; cytoplasm
Molecular function (GO): NAD+ poly-ADP-ribosyltransferase activity; transcription corepressor activity; nucleic acid binding
Source: RefSeq, a predicted model, not a curated record
GGGGUCCUCGGUCCGCGGGGGGGGAGGGGGUGUAAAGGAGCCGAGGGAGAUCCCACCCCCCAAAUGUGUGGGUGCCCCAGGAUGGCAGGAGGGGUGCUGGAGGUGCAGGGGGUCCCCCCCGACGCCCCGGAGGAGCUGCUGGUCCUGUACUUCGAGAGCCGGCGGCGUUCGGGGGGGGGCCCUGUGCAGAGCUGCCAGCGCCUUGGCCCCCUCCUCUUCCUCACCUUCGAGGACCCCCAGGAUGCACAGAAUGUGUUGGCCCACGGCAGCCACAGGUUGGGGGGGGCCGAGCUGGAGGUGCGCCCGGCCCCCCCCUGGGACCCCACCCACCUGCUGCUGCAUGGCCUCGAUCCCCGGACCACCCCCGAGCACCUGGACUUACCCCUGGAGACCCUACUGGGGGUCCCCCCCGGCACUGUCACCCAGUGCCAGGGCCCUGCGCCCGGCUGGGGCCUGCUGCGCCUGCGGGACCCCCUCGCCCCCCCAGAGCUGGCGUCGGCGGAGCAGCGGGCGCGGCAGCAGGGGCUGGCGCUGCUGCGGGUGCCGCGGAGCCCCGCGGUGCUGGUGCGGGCGGCGGCGGCGCCGGCGCUGAGCCAGGACCUGCUCGAGCUCUACUUUGAGAACCGGCGCAGCGGCGGCGGCUGCGUGAGGGACGUGCGGCUGCUGCCAGCUGGGCGCGGGGCCGUCGUCACCUUCCAGGAGCCAGCAGCCGCAGAGCGGGUGCUGCAGAGGCCACACCGGCUGCAGGACGUGGUGCUGGAGCUCAUCCCCCACUACCCCUUCCUGGAGCCGCCGGAGGAGAGCACGGACCUGCCCCUGGACACAGUCCCCCCUCUGGACAGGGCCCCUCCUCCUGACACGGAGCCCCUGCUGGUCAUGGACCCCUUGCUGGACGUGGAGUGCCCUCUGGACACAGACCCAUGCUCGGACACAGAUGCCCCUGUAGCAGACACGAACCCCACACCGGACAGAGCUGCCGCAGUCCCAGCGCCGGCAGCACCAACAUCACACCCGGUGCCGGAGCAGCCGUCACCCGCCGUCCCUGGCGGGAACAAGGACACAGAGGGGUUCAAUGCCGUGCCCAGCCAGGCCCAGUGCCCGGGGCCUGUGUCGGUGGUGGUCCCGGAGGCGGUGUCGGCGGUGCUGGCGCAGGAUGAGGCGCUGGUGCCAGCAGAGCCGGGAGCUGUGCGGUACCUGCAGCAGCACUACCAGGACGUGCUCGACAGCAUCCCUGAAGUGUCCCUGCUGCCACUGGAGGGGGGGGACAUCUCUGGGUUCCGGGUGAGUGGGGAGCCAGGCCGGUGCCAGGCAGUGGUGGAUUUCCUGCGGAGCCUGCUGGACUCGGUGACCUCGCACCCCACAACCCUGCACUUCCCUGGCAUUGCCCGCUUCCUGCGGGACCCAGCUGGGCAGAGCCUCCUCCGGCAGGUGGAGAGCCGCUUCCAGUGCAUCAUCCAGCUGGACGGUAAACCCUGGAGCCCUCCAGAUCCCCAGCCGGAGCUGGAGGAGCUGCUGCCCCUGAGCAGCCACUGCGACUCCUGGCACCAGGACCUGCCUGAGGACAGCAAUGCCACCGCUGACAAUGGUGAUGAUGGUGACAAUGCCUUUCACUCCAACGUAGAGGAGAUCAAGGAGGUGCUGGCAGCGCUGCACCCCAGCGAAGACGACGACUGUGAGAACCCCAGCCUGUGGCCUGACACUGUCCCCGGCACCGAGUGGGACCCCGACGCAGAGUUCCCCAGUGUGGCCGGUGGGGAGGGUGCCAGGGAGCUGCUGUCGGACACCAGGGUGGAGGAGGAGGUGCAGAUGGCCCUGGCCAUCCAGUACUCCAUGGAGAGCACGCGGUGCGAGGAGGUGGAGCUGGCGCGUGCCACCGCUCUGUCCCUGCGCUCCUACUGCCGGGAGCAGGAGCAGGCUGAGGAGGAUGCCGGGCUCCUGGCUGCACUGGAGGCCUCGCUGGAGGAGGCGCUGCUGGCGGCAGAUGUGGCGCAGGUGACGGUGUUCUGCUCCUUUGAGCAGGAUGUGUCGGCGGUGCGGCAGGAGCUGGACUGGGUGCUGGUGGGACAGCUGCGGGCACAGGAGGUGGUGAGCGAGCGGCUGCGGGCGCUGCCGGCCACCGGCCACUGCGCGCUGGCCUUGCUGCGGCGCCGGCACGCCGUGCACCUCAGCCUGUGCGGUGACACCGCCACACUGCGCGGCUUCGCCAAGUACACGGCCCCUGCCGCCCAAGACCUCGUGUCGAUGCUCCAGCGCCCGCUACCACCGGGGCAUGGUGCCACCGCUGUCACCACUGCCACCGCUGUCACCGCUGCCACUGCUGCCACCGCUGCCACCACUGCCGCUGCGCGUUGGGUGCGCUGGGACCCCUCUGGCACCGCUGUCCCCUACGCCCCCGAGGCAGUGGCGCAGCUGGAGCAGGCCUGGUUGCGUCGGGAGCGCAAGCUGGAUCUGGUGCUGGAUGGGCGGCCCUUCACCGUGGAUUUGGAGCGCAUGGAGGAGUUCAACAUUGGCAGUGCCCUCGCCGUGCCCAUCUGCCGCAGCCAGCCCCCGCUCGAGAGCACCUCCUGCCUGCUUGAGACGGAGGUGGCUGGGCUGGAGGAGGAGGUGCGGCUGCUGGCCCUGGCUGAGGACUCGGAGGAGUUCGCUGACGCCGUGCACCAUUUCUACGGGACACUGGAGGAGCUGCACAGCCAGAUCAGCAUCGUGCAGCAGGUGCAGAAGCUGAUCCAUCCAGUGCUGUACAAGCAGUACCAGCUGAAGAAGGGCAGUGUGAAGCGUGCCUGUGCUGCUGGCACUGUCGUGGAGCGCAUCCUCUUCCAUGGCACCACCAAGGCCUCCAGCCGCGAGAUCUGCGUGCACGGCUUCAACCGCAGCUUCUGCGGGAAGAACGCCACGCUCUACGGCCUCGGCGUGUACUUUGCGGCGCGCGCGGCCAUCUCGGCACGGGACCGGUACUCGCCACCCAGCGCCAAGGGCACCAAGUUCAUCUUCGUGGCCAAGGUGCUGACCGGGGAGUUCACGGCUGGGCAGCCGGGGCUGCGGGCACCCCCGCUGCGGGAGGGGUCCGGGGCCCACCAGCGCUACCACAGCGUCGUGGAUGACCCCCGGCAGCCUGACAUCUUCGUCAUCUUCAACGACACCCAGGCCUACCCCCAGUACCUCAUCACCUGCCGCUGCCGCCGCCGCCGCCAUGGGGCCCCCCCUGACCCCCCCGGCAGCCGCUCUGGUUCAAGGACUCCCCCUUAGCCCCCAGAGCCUCCUGGCACUGGUGCCACUGCAGGGGUUACGGUGUCCAGGGGCUCAAGGGGGCCCUGCCAUGGGGACUUGGUGUGCAGGGAGGUUCCUGCCCUGCCCAGGAGCUUGGAGUGGGGGGAUCCUCACUUGGGGACGUGCCUGGGCACCCUUGUGCCAGGGCAGGAGGUGGACAGGAGGACUUGGGGUCACCAGUGUGACACCGGUGAAAUUUGUAAUAAAACUGCAAAUAAAAUUGGGAACAAA